ACUCACAAUGGGCUCCCCCGCCAUCGAUGUUGACGUUUGCCCUCAUGCCCGGACAAAGGAGGAGAACCAGGAACGUGCCUUCAUAGCCGCCUCCCGCCGCAAGGACCGCAGCUUAGAUGCUCGCGUGGAAUCGGCCGACCGGGCCUCCAGGCUGCACAAGCAGCGGACUGGCAAGGCUCUCCUAAUCAGCCGGGACAUCGUUGAACAGGAGGCCAUGUACGAAGAGGUCGAUGGCCGCUACCAGGAGAAACUGCAGAUCGAGUUCUACCACAACCUCAUAACCACUUUUGCGGAGGACCGCCCGAGUGCCCUGCACCAGCGUCGGGCUAGCCGUUCCCGCCUCAACCCCCCGGUCUCUCUCAACGGCAUCCGCAAGAUUAGUCUGGACCUGUCUGGGCUGCGUGACUCCGUCUCCGAGGGGAUGCGCACCGAACUGGUGACCAAUCCAUUAGGCCCCCACCAGAGUACCUAUGGGGCCCCUCCACCCACAUACAGCGGGAAUGUCAAGUCGCCAUCGUAUCGCAGCGUCGUCCUCGCGCCGUCGGGCCAACUGUCAUCACACUUCACCCAGGCCGUGGGCGGACUAAGGUGGCCGGCGCAGGUUCCAGCCGCCACAAUGGGUGAGAUGAACACCAUGUUAGUCCGCCAGUUUUGGGACCGCAUGAGCUCAGCACCGGUCAUCCCCGCUCACACAAUGCCUUUCCAUAUGCUUGAAACUCACACAGUAUUGAGCAGUGGUGCUACAGUGCCUCCAACGACAAUAAUGUCUCUGUCCUCGGCAAAUCGACAGGUCCACCCGAUGUACCAGCAAACUUGUGCUCGCUCUGAUUCCGACCGAGCAUUGCAGACAUUGAGCCUGGCCAACCCGCCUCAGAACAACUCUUCGCCAGGAAUGUCGAUGGAGUCCACAGAGCCUGUGAUGACGCCGGAUUUAUGCUCGACGUCCAGCACACCACAGUCCCCCACAUCGACGGGCCAGAGCCCGGGUCUCUGUGGCCUAGACCUGAACAAGGACGAGAGCAUGGGGCAGAGGCAGGAGCACCACAUGGAUUCUGAUUAUGAAGGAUUCAGCCGGUUUGAGUUUGGACUCAGUAGCGGCAGCAAACUGCCAGAAUUCGAAACAGUGUUUGAUGGGCUUUUUCCUAUGGAAGAUAUUCCUAUCCUUCAUAAUAUAUUAUAA
This is a messenger RNA of Aspergillus neoniger CBS 115656, 1180 nucleotides long. RefSeq lists its product as uncharacterized. The record is from RefSeq and is a predicted model, not a curated record. The transcript has 5 exons. The coding region runs from base 8 to 1180 and encodes 390 amino acids. NCBI's taxonomy places the organism in Eukaryota, Fungi, Ascomycota, Eurotiomycetes, Eurotiales, Aspergillaceae.